Molecule: messenger RNA, 2400 nt
Organism: Cyprinus carpio (common carp)
Lineage: Eukaryota; Metazoa; Chordata; Actinopteri; Cypriniformes; Cyprinidae
Product: rho-related GTP-binding protein RhoQ
Biological process (GO): small GTPase-mediated signal transduction; cortical actin cytoskeleton organization
Molecular function (GO): GTPase activity; GTP binding
Source: RefSeq, a predicted model, not a curated record
UACACUUGAUCCCUUGAUCCAGAGUUUUUACCCCGCCUAUGUCGCAAGUCAAUCCGCGUUGGGCUGAAGACACGAGUCAGAGGUGAUACUGGGGUUGGAAAGUAGGGAAAGUGGAACAGCGGUCAAGGCGUAUUUUUCAGGUUGAUGUCUUGACAAGGCGAAGUUUGUCGCUUGCUUAAAUCUCACGGAAGCGGCACGCGCUCGGCGUGUGCCAGUACUGAGAGGGGGGAAAACCUCAGUCAAUGCCAAAAUUGGGAAGCGGGGUGGAGGAAAUGGCAUUUCAGCUGUUUUUGCAGCCCGAGCGCGGCGCUGCUACUGGUGGUGACGCCUGAAGGGAGCUUUAAUAAAGCGGGAUAUAUCUCUAGCAGCUGAAGAUGGUGAAUUCAAGUGUUUUAUUAUCGUCAUGGCAAACGGAACCGGCAGCAUCAUGUUGAAAUGCGUGGUCGUCGGCGACGGCGCCGUUGGAAAAACUUGUCUGCUGAUGAGCUAUGCCAACGACGCCUUUCCUGAGGAAUAUGUGCCCACUGUCUUUGAUCAUUAUGCAGUGAGUGUGACAGUUGGGGGAAAACAGUACCUGCUGGGGCUGUAUGACACUGCGGGUCAGGAGGACUAUGAUCGCCUGCGACCCCUGUCCUACCCCAUGACAGAUGUCUUUCUCAUUUGCUUCUCCGUGGUGAAUCCAGCCAGCUUCCAGAACGUGAGAGAGGAGUGGGUCCCUGAGCUGCAGGAGUAUGCACCUAACGUCCCUUACUUGCUCAUUGGUACUCAGAUUGACCUGCGGGAUGAUCCCAAGACUAUUGCCAAGCUGAACGAUGUGAAGGAAAAGCCCAUUGUGACAGAACAGGGCCAAAAGCUAGCCAAGGAGAUUGGUGCCUGCUGUUAUGUUGAAUGCUCAGCACUGACACAGAAAGGCCUGAAGACUGUGUUCGAUGAGGCCAUUAUAGCUAUUCUGGCUCCUAAGAAAGGUGCGCUCAAGCGAAGACUGGGCCCACGCUGCAUCAACUGCUGCCUCAUCACAUGAUACACCAGCUCAGGGGCACCAGUGAAAGAAAGCAAGAACUGACAACCAACCAGAUUCCAAUCUGACUUCUGAACUCAGACAUGGUGAACCAAUGGGCCCAGUCACCUACGACUAAAAUAUGUGAAAGGUCCCAAGUUAUGGGCGAAUGACAAGUAGAACUGACAAAAAGACGCAUCGUUCAGGGAGAAAUUACAAAAGAACACUAAACAUUGAGAUGGAAUACAAUGGACAAAAUGAUUUAUUGAACACAUAAGCACAGAGAACAGAGAGUGAAAGAGAUGUCUGAGACACCCUUUCUAACGACCAAGAACGAUCAAACUGUAUUUCUGAGUUCAUUUGAGAGACCACACCCAUACAAGCCUAAACAGCACAACCAAACCCAUGGAUCAUUUACAGAAGUAAGACUUUUUUAACUUCGAAAAGGGAAACUCAUCAUCUCAAUUUGGGUUGCAAAACAGUUGCUUUUUUACAAAAUGUCUCAAGUCAGUACUGGCUUUAUUUACAGGAAAAAGAGAGGAAUGAUCGAAUAAUUACUGCCAUUAGGAGCAUAUGACAAAUUAAAUAUCUAUUCUACAAAAAAAAUAAAUAAAAAAAAUAACAGAAACGACAGAUUUUUUUUUUUACUGUUGUAAAUGUGACCUCAGAGUCCAGCAUCAUUUCUUGGAUUUGGAGCAGGUGCUUGGACGGACAGUCAUCUUUUGACUCCAGCCUGGAUCUUUUCUCUCUCAGUUCCUGGUGGCCUGUGAUUGUGUUCUUUUCCUCACUUGAGCUUGUAGGUGAGCUGUUUGCGAUGCCAGUGGAUCCAGACGGGAGCAGCAAGGAGGCCAGUCAGAAAUCCAGUAGUUGCCCCAAGGGUACAAGAAAUGGGCCAAACCUGGACAGAGGAGCCACAAAAUUAUCAAAACUGUCUUUUUGCGGGAGCACAAGUGACUGACUGCAAAUUCUACAGAAUCACUGUGGUGUUUUACCAACCAAAUUUUGUAUUCGAGACUGCUUUCUUCCUCUUUCUUUUUUAACGUUGAGUUUUAAGUGUUAUGUAUGGGUGGCCUUGCCUCUCAGGUGUGUGCCAACUGCUUUGCAUUUUGAAUUUUUGCAUCAUAUGAUCAAGGUGAUUUCAAUUUUAUUUUUUAUGAAUUUCUUGCAGUCCAUGCAAAUAUGUGGAGUGGUCUUUAAAGCUUCCAGCACAUUGUGAGCAACAACAAAAAAGCCUUUAUAAAUGGUAGAUAUAUGGAAUGCAAAUGUAAACAUUAAAAGGCACAAUGGUUUUAUGAGAAAACGUUAAAUAUGAAAUUGCUGUUGAUGCCUAAUGCACAGUGGAUAAAAGUAAAUUUAAUGACUUGCCUCAAAAUAUUUACUGACUAUAAAACAGGUUUUUCUAA